GGCUGUGACGUCACCGCGCUUGCGCUUUAGCGCCAGAGCAGCUUCCUGAUGUUUUGCUGUUUUGAGUGAAAACGCCACCAAUCUUGUUGUUCAUUCAGGUUAAAACAGAAGACUCGCGGACCCGGACUUGGUUUAGGGGGUUAAAGCAAGGCCGCAGCGGGUGAAAUGUCUGCGGGCUCCGGUAGCAGAACCACGGAACCGUGGGGUGGUUUCGACGACAACAUCAUGCAGGGCACCGGGUCAGCGGUCAUUGACAUGGAGAACAUGGACGACACAUCGGGCUCCAGCUUUGAGGACAUGGGUGAGAUGCACCAGAGGAUGGAGGAGGAGGUAGCGGAAGAGGCUGCAGCUGCUGAGGAUGACAACCCAGAGGAUGAAGAGUUUCUGGGUAUGAAGGGUAUGAAAGGUCAGCUGGGUCGGCAGGUUGCAGAUGAGGUGUGGCGGGCAGGGAAGCGCCAGGCCUCCAAAGCCUUUAACCUCUAUGCCAACAUCGACAUCCUAAGGCCGUACUUUGAUGUAGAGCCCAUCCAGGUCCGCAGCAGGUUGAUUGAAUCUAUGAUUCCAGUCCGCAUGAUUAACUUUCCACAGAAAAUUGCAGGUGAGCUGUACGGACCUCUGAUGCUGGUCUUCACGCUGGUCGCCAUCCUGUUGCAGGGCAUGCAGACGUCAGGGACCACCAUCAGGAAUGGAACUCUGAUGGGCACAGCCAUAGGAACAUGUUUUGGUUACUGGCUCGGUGUUUCCUCCUUCAUCUACUUCUUAGCCUACCUGGUCAACGCUCAGAUCACAAUGCUGCAGAUGCUGUCCCUGAUGGGUUAUGGUUUGUUUGGUCCCUGCGUCGUCCUCCUCGUCACCUACAACAUCCAUUUUCACUAUCUGUUCUUCGUUUUAUGGCUUGUAGUUGGAGGACUGUCCACGCUGCGCAUGGUGGCAGUUCUACUGUCUCGCACUGUGGGUCAGACGCCAAGGCUCCUGCUCUGUGGAACUCUGUCUCUGCUUCACAUGCUCUUCCUGCUCUACCUGCACUUUGCCUACCACAAGAUCAUAGAAGGGCUGCUUGUCACUUUAGAGGGCCCAAACUUAGCACCAAUGCAGCGUGUAGCCAGAGAUGUGCCUGUGCUAAUGCUCAACACCACUGUGGGGGUUGUGGGGGUGACAAAUAUGUCACAAUAGAACCCAUUGUUUUCUGUUGUGCUGUCAGACAUCUUUAAAGAAGAAAAUGUCAUGUUUUUCUAAAUAUAUAUUUUAAAGAAGGGGAAACAGUAAUCAGAGGUCAAAGGUGUUUGUGGUGGCAGGGGACAGUGGAGGGGACAGGGGGUAUUUAGCUGCAGGUUCUGUAAGGAAAGCUUCACAUUCAUGUAUUUAUAAUUUCUGUACAAAACCAAUAAACUAUAGAAACAUUCA
Molecule: messenger RNA, 1404 nt
Organism: Cynoglossus semilaevis (tongue sole)
Lineage: Eukaryota; Metazoa; Chordata; Actinopteri; Pleuronectiformes; Cynoglossidae
Gene: yipf3
Product: Yip1 domain family, member 3
Exons: 9
Coding region: 166-1173 (335 amino acids)
Cellular component (GO): Golgi apparatus
Source: RefSeq, a predicted model, not a curated record